Molecule: messenger RNA, 846 nt
Organism: Rhagoletis pomonella (apple maggot)
Lineage: Eukaryota; Metazoa; Arthropoda; Insecta; Diptera; Tephritidae
Exons: 2
Coding region: 34-819 (261 amino acids)
Source: RefSeq, a predicted model, not a curated record
AAAUUUACAUUAUUCAUACAUAACUAUUAAAAUAUGGAAAAGAAGAAAGAGUAUUUACGGUGUUUGAUGCUUUUCUAUUUUCGAAAAAAUAAAACAGCCACUGAUACCAAAAGGAAAAUUUGCGCAGUAUAUGGCGAGGAUGCGGUUAGUGAGCGUGUGGUCCAAAUUUGGUUUUCAAAAUUUCGUAAGGGCGACACAAGUUGUGUUGAUGGACAACGUACUGGUCGUCCAGGUGUGGCAGAUAGUGAUAAAGUGAAAAUGUUAAUUGAAAGAAAUCCUCAUUUCACUACAAGAAAAAUUGCGGAAAUUAUUAGUCUAUCGGAAAAAACCGUUGCCGACUACUUACAACGCCUCGGAUAUGUAAUUGAUGGCGAAGGCUGGCGCUUUGAUGAUUCUGCUCCAAAGUGUAAUGACAACGACAACCACACGCCACAUCUGGACAAAGAGAAAAGUGCUGUAAAAGCGGAGGUGUUCGGAUACUGCAACAAAGAAUUUGCAUACGAAGAAGAGUCGCUCAAUUGCGGUGUUCAAAUUACCCCAACAGAAGCAAACAUCUGUGCUCCUCGACCCCCAACAGACACAUUCAUAGAUUUUGCUUAUGUUGGAAACGAUAGCUACCACGGCAUCAACGAAAAAGGCAAAGAGAAUGAUAAUACUGGCAACACUGCUCCAAAUGUAUUACCUUCAUUUUCCGAGUACUUUUCUAAUGUUUAUACCAGUUACAUUAGAGGUGGCAGCGGAUAUUGUGCAAUCGAAAAUCGCAACAUCAACUCUGUGGAGGCCUUCAAUGGCGGAUAUCCGUUAAAGGGUUAUGAGUAAACUUCUAUCUAGUCAACAAAAAAAAAA